UAUUUCGAAAAGGUUAAAACCACAGGGUUUUCCUUUCCCUCUUCCAGGAUUUAUAAAAUUGCCCUCCCCAAAAUUCUUACUCACUUGGCUCCAACGGGAAGUACUAGACGCCAUUCCGUCCACACCCACCGCUAUCCUUCACAAUGUCAGAUCGCGACAGGCAACGCGAGAGGGACCGUGACAGAGACCGAGACCGAGAACGUGAACGUGACCGCGACAGAGAACGCCGACGCGACAGAGAUGACCGCGAACGCGACCGAGAUCGAGACAGAGACAGAGACAGAGAUAGAGAACGGCCCCGCAGCAAGAGAUCCCAUACACCGGAGCGCACCCGGUCUCGUCACGCCCGCUCUCACACGCGUUCCGCCGACCGCGAACUCUACCGUUCACGCUCCAUUUCUCAUUCGCGCUCCCCGGAACGCUCCUCCUACCGUCAUCACCGGAACCGGCACCGAACACCAUCAGCGGAGCCGCCUAGAAAACGGCACCGCCACGAAAGCGAGGAGAGGGAGAAGGAUAGGCAAAAGGCAGUGUCGGAUUUUGUGGACGGGAUAGCUAAAGAGCAGCAGCAAAAGAAAGAAAAUAAUGAGAAUGAGAAUGAGAAUAGAGAUGGUGGGGACGAGGAUGAGAUGGAGAUGAUGAAGAAGUUAGGGAUUCCAGUUGGUUUUGAUUCCACAAAAGGAAAACAUGUGCCUGGGGCUGAUGUUAGUGGCGUUAGGGCUGUGACUAAGCGGCAGCCUAGGCAGUAUAUGAAUCGAAGAGGCGGGUUUAAUCGUCCAUUGCCCGCAGAGCGCAAUCGUUAGAAUUCAUUAAUCGAUUGAAAGCAUUUUCAAGGUUAGUCAUCUUCCUAGCACUGGGGAUGGUCAUCCAUUUUGACUGCUGGCAUGAAAAGCAAGGCAUAUAUUUAAUGAUACUUGGUGCCGGAAAGAUGUCAAGCAGCAUUCAUAUUUGAAAAUGUUAAAGUUUGGUGAGUUAGUUACAAGGUGCAUAAUUGACAGCGUAUGUGCUUGACUUACUUGAUGUACCAUGAUAAGGUGUAUCUUUUAGAUUAAAUGAAGGCAGAUUUUUGGAACUCAGUUUCCAUGGUAUAGGAUGUCCAUGUUACUAGCUGUCUUUUGUAGCCAAAUUCUAUUUUUUAUUCAAAUUUCCUAAGCUUUCUCAAGAAUCCAGACGAGGAACCUAGUUCUUAUGAAUCAGUUUAGUGCAUCACACAAUUCCCUGUGCUAUAAUUCUGGAAAUUCUCCAAGAAUAAUUCCAUAUCUCAAUAGAAAUAAUGCCUUGAUAUAUGUGGAUUCCUACUAUUUCUAGUGGCAUAAAAAAUGGCACUUCUAAUCUGGGUAAGGACUAUUUUAAACCCCUAAUAUCUUGCAAAACUCCGAUUAUAGCCUCAACACCAUAAUACUAGAGAAAAUAAGUAAAAUGAUAAUUAAUAGUACAAAAUAGCCUAAACAAUCUAGAAUAUUCUAAAUCCUAUUUAAAGAACUACACUAAAAACAUAAUAUAUAACAAUACUACAAAAUAUAAUUUUGUGUAAUCUCCCUAGGCCCUAUCAACUCUUUUCCUUCCUAUAUCAUCCAUUUUCCUUCUGAGCUUAUAUAUGGCUCCUAUUAGUGUGUAUUAGAUUUCCCUGGUGAUUCAGAUGAUCAUGGUGGAGAUGAGCUUAAUAUUUUAGAUUAGUAGCAGCCAGUGCCCGAAGCUAGAGAACUUGACUGUUUUAAAACAUGUUUUUUGAUGGCACAUAGGUCAAUCAAGUGAAAGAUCUGGAGUUUUAGAGCUUGUGAUGUAGCAGCAAGAAAGUU
Molecule: messenger RNA, 1799 nt
Organism: Durio zibethinus
Lineage: Eukaryota; Viridiplantae; Streptophyta; Magnoliopsida; Malvales; Malvaceae
Biological process (GO): RNA splicing
Cellular component (GO): precatalytic spliceosome
Source: RefSeq, a predicted model, not a curated record